AUGUUUAGCGCGUUUGCGAGUUUGGUUCCACAAACAACUCCCAUAAAACCACCGGAGAAUGUGCCACCACCCACACCUCUGAGUUUACCGCAAUGCAACCCCCGGCUGCCUCAGUCUGCCGAGUCUUCUGGUAAACGGCCGUGUGCCUCACUUGUGCGCUUUUUACAGACUCUCCAUCGUCCAACAGAGGUGAACGAAUCACACUUUGCUGCCCUUGGGGUUCAUGUACACGUCGACGCUGCCGCUGAAGACGUUGUCCCAGACCCAUCCUUCAUACCCUCUGCUUCUGGAUGGGAUGGUAUUGACCUGGAUGAGGCAAGGCGCAGAGACCCUACUUUUCGGCGGCCCUUGUCUAAUGGGAGGUUAUCGCCAGAGGCUCGUAGCUACGCAGAGAGGCGCGAUGAGCUUUCAGUUGCAAAUCAAACCGCCUUCCGGACGGUGCGUCGUAUGAAACCCGAACCAGGGAAGCCGCCGAUCCGUCUGGGAAACUGUUACGAAUUCUUCAGACUGUUGGAAUUUCUAGCUACCUACUGGGAUGACAGUUCGUUGCCAAACCUGCAGGACGAUGUCGCAAAGGAGGACCAAGACUCCGAGCAGACGGGCACGCCUGAAAGGAUAACUUACCGAACUGUGCCUGGUUCGCAAAUGCCGGCCGAGAUUCGCCACAAUUUGGUGUCCGCCUUUGUGAAGUUAGUCUCCUACGACUUUGGUUGCAACAUUGCGCCACCGAGGGUUGAACCAAGGCUGCACCUAGCCGAACCGCUCUCAACGAAGGCGAAGCCGAAAGGCGGCCUCGCUUCCCGCCGUAUGUCUUAUUUUUCUUCGGGUUGCGUCUUCAUAUGCCGCACCCCUAUCACUCGUGAAGCAGCGCGUGCUGGCAUCGUCGAAGGUCCCAUCGCAGCUGUCUCUGCUCGUAACACUACUAGUUUCUCCAAGCCUCUAGAAUCAAAUAUUGACUUUGGUCGCGAGCUCAUUGCGGCUCUUGUCACUGCCCAGCUUCGCGCUCGCGAGGGUAAGACAGAAAAACGCUUCGGCGAAGGACAGUGGUGGGCUACGGCCAAACGAUGGGGAGGCGGCGAGGGCGGGCCUAUCGGUCGCGAGGUAGAAGGGGAUAUUGUCGUAGGGGAUAAGGACACUUUUGGUGGUCAAAGCAAUGGAGAGGGCAGUGGCUCAGCAGACACCGCGUCCUCGUCUACCGAUAAACCUUCACCACAAGAGCCCGGUUACCCGCGAGGGAUCCCCGUACGUGGAGCGCCCUUGAACAAGAAACCGCGCAAGACUCUCAGUGUAUAUGAUCGUUACCGCAUGGUUCGUCUGCCCUCGUCGAAUUGGGAUAAAAAGGCGCGGUACGAGGCCAUUGGAAAGAUCAGGGGUUCCGGUUACGAUGACGUGUUCGUCGUCAGUAGUCUCUUCCAUCACCUGAGCGUUCUUCGCGUCCGCGUGCCGGAGAGACUUCUGCAUAUUCUCGAUGGCACUUCUGAGGAUACUAUCGAGGAAGACACAGAACGAGAAGGAGACCAAGGAGAGGAUGAUAAGAGAGAGGGGCAUAGCUGGGGUAAGCUAGAGAUUUGGCGGAGCCAUUGGUUCGAUCUGUUCAUUGUCGAGCAGAGGCUCGAAGCCAUGCGCCUUCUCUGGGGCAUGAUGGCGUGGUCUAUGCGGCAGACGGAUCACGAAAACGACGAAAUCAUGGCCAAUGCAUGA
This is a messenger RNA of Xylaria bambusicola, 1701 nucleotides long. RefSeq lists its product as uncharacterized. The record is from RefSeq and is a predicted model, not a curated record. Lineage: Eukaryota; Fungi; Ascomycota; Sordariomycetes; Xylariales; Xylariaceae. The coding region runs from base 1 to 1701 and encodes 566 amino acids. The transcript has 2 exons.